GCAUCCAAACACACAUGGUGAGAAUGUGUCCACAAAAUAAAAUUCUCCAAAACUCCAACCAAUGCCCCCCCAUGUUUUUGGAUAGUUUUAAGGCCACAUGAAUGAGGUGUUUGUAGGUGAUCAUCAGAUCUUGGAGGAAUUGAAACAAGGUUGAAGAAGAUGGCAAGGAAAUGCUCUCAUUGUGGCAACAAUGGCCACAAUUCAAGGACUUGUAGUAGCAGUAGUAAUAAUGGUAGUUCAAUUGGGUUGAAGCUUUUUGGGGUGCAACUUCUUCAAAUGGCUUCUUCGUCUUCUUAUUCUUCUUCUCCUUCUACUUCUUCUUCUUCUUCUUCAUCAGCUUUGCAUAUGAAGAAAAGCUUUAGCAUGGAUUGCUUGGGACCAUCAUCUUCUUGUUAUCAUGUUUGUUCUAGUUCAUCACCUUCAUCUUCUUCAUCAUCUUCUCUUGUUUCCAUUGAAGAAGCCACUGAUCAUCAUUGUAAGGUUUCUAAUGGUUAUCUCUCUGAUGGUCUUUUGGGAAGAGGAGCUCAAGAGAGAAAGAAAGGUGUUCCAUGGACUGAAGAAGAACACAGAACCUUUCUGGCAGGUCUUGAGAAACUAGGCAAAGGAGACUGGCGUGGCAUCUCACGCAACUUCGUCACAACAAGAACUCCAACCCAAGUUGCAAGCCAUGCCCAAAAGUAUUUUCUCAGACAAACCAAUCCCAACAAGAAGAAACGCCGCUCUAGCCUCUUUGAUGUGGUUAAAAGUUCAGACAAGUUCACAACUCCAAAGCUCAUACAAGAUUCAUUCACUCUUUCUCUUGCUCCAUCAUCAAUAAUGAGUUCUUCAAGUACUCUUGAUCAUCAUCAUCAUCAACAACAACAACAACAACAACAACCACCACCACAACAACCACCACCACAGCUUGAUCUAGAGCUUAGCAUCUCCUCCCCUGGCAUUGGCACUGUUAGAGUUACCUAAAGUACGUAGUAGAUCUGAAGAAUCAAUUAAGGAAAUGUAUAACUACUUAUAAUUAAUAUAUAUUUCAAUGUAUUUUCUUAUGUUUUAAUUAGUAUGAUCAUUAUAAGUAACAAUAACAACAAGAGAGAGUUUGUUGUUUUGUGA
This is a messenger RNA of Dioscorea cayenensis subsp. rotundata (Guinea yam), 1104 nucleotides long. RefSeq names its product transcription factor KUA1-like. The transcript has 3 exons. Lineage: Eukaryota; Viridiplantae; Streptophyta; Magnoliopsida; Dioscoreales; Dioscoreaceae. Gene Ontology annotation, biological process: response to ethylene; response to gibberellin; response to auxin. Gene Ontology annotation, molecular function: DNA binding; zinc ion binding. The record is from RefSeq and is a predicted model, not a curated record. The coding region runs from base 160 to 960 and encodes 266 amino acids.